This is a messenger RNA of Dovyalis caffra, 165 nucleotides long. Lineage: Eukaryota; Viridiplantae; Streptophyta; Magnoliopsida; Malpighiales; Salicaceae. The record is from the annotation of a GenBank genome assembly.
AUGGCCGACCAAGUUUUGAGCGGCUUUAGGCCCGGUUCUAUGGCGGAUGAGCCAACAAUAAAAACUCAUUGGCUUUGCCCAUGUCCUAGGGGUAUUUCUGUUUUUUUGGACGUACAUCAUAGCCAAAGUGACAACCACGAGAGACUCAUCGGCCUCGACUCGUGA